AUGCCCGGCUUCGCACAGGCCUCAGAUCUCAAUGCCUGGUCUGCCCUCCAGGACCACCACCAGAAGCUAGGAAAGGACAUUGUCUUGAAGGAGUAUUUCAAAAAGGACCCGCAGCGAUUCGAGAAGUUUAGCCACACCUUCAAGAACGAUGCCGAGAACACGGAGAUCCUCUUCGACUUCUCCAAAAACUUCAUCACCGAGGAGACGCUGAGGCUCCUCGUUGAGCUCGCCAAGGAGGCUGGCCUCGAGAAGCUCCGUGAUGACAUGUUUGCUGGUGAGAAGAUCAACUUCACCGAGGACCGCGCCGUCUACCAUGUCGCCCUCCGCAACACCUCCAACCAGAAGAUGGAGGUCAACGGCCAGAGCGUUGUCGAAGGUGUCAACGAGGUACUUGAUCACAUGAAGGAGUUCAGCGAGCAGGUUCGCAGCGGCGAAUGGAAGGGUUACACUGGCAAGAAGAUCGACACCAUCAUCAACAUUGGUAUUGGUGGUUCUGACCUUGGCCCCGUCAUGGUCUCCGAGGCCCUCAAGGCCUACUCUAAGCGCGACCUCAAGAUCCACUUCGUCUCCAACAUUGACGGAACCCACAUCGCCGAGGCAUUGAAGGACUCCAACCCUGAGACCUCCCUCUUCCUCAUCGCCUCCAAGACCUUCACCACAGCCGAGACUGUGACCAAUGCAAACACUGCCAAGUCAUGGUUCUUGAAGAGCGCAAAGGAGGAGGACAUUGCGAAGCACUUCGUCGCCCUUUCAACCAACGUUGAGGAGGUCACAAAAUUUGGUAUUGACAAGAAGAACAUGUUCGGCUUCUCCGACUGGGUUGGUGGGCGUUACAGUGUCUGGAGUGCCAUCGGCCUCAGCGUUGCUCUCUACAUUGGUUUCGACAACUUCCACCAGUUGCUUGCUGGUGCCCACGCUAUGGACAAGCAUUUCAAAGAGACUCCUCUUGAGAAGAACAUCCCCGUUAUCGGCGGUCUUUUGAGUGUGUGGUACUCCGACUUCUUCGGUGCGCAAACGCACCUUGUCUCUCCCUUCGAUCAGUACAUGCACAGAUUCCCUGCGUACCUGCAGCAACUGUCCAUGGAGUCGAACGGAAAGGCUAUCACCCGCAGCGGUGACUACGUCAAGUACACGACCGGACCCAUUCUGUUCGGUGAGCCCGCUACCAACGCUCAGCACUCGUUCUACCAGCUUCUUCACCAGGGUACCAAGCUCAUUCCCACCGACUUCAUUCUCGCUGCGCAGAGCCACAACCCUGUUGAGAACAACAAGCACCAGAAGAUGCUUGCAUCCAACUUCUUCGCACAAGCUGAGGCCCUCAUGGUCGGCAAGACCCCUGAUGAGGUUAAGGCCGAAGGUGCACCCGCUGAACUUGUCUCCCACAAGACCUUCUUGGGCAACCGACCUACUACCUCCAUCUUGGCCGAUAAGAUUACCCCCGCCACUCUUGGUGCCUUGAUCGUGUACUACGAGCAUCUUACCUUCACCGAGGGUGCCAUCUGGAACAUCAACAGCUUCGACCAGUGGGGUGUCGAGCUCGGCAAGUCUUUGGCCAAGAAGAUCCAAGCGGAGCUCGAUGAUGACAAGGAGUCCACAUCGCACGAUGCUAGCACGAGCGGUCUCAUCAAUGCUUUCAAGAAGAAGGCCGCUCUGUAA
Molecule: messenger RNA, 1656 nt
Organism: Plenodomus lingam JN3
Lineage: Eukaryota; Fungi; Ascomycota; Dothideomycetes; Pleosporales; Leptosphaeriaceae
Source: RefSeq, a predicted model, not a curated record